CGGAGCCAGCCGUGCUGAGCAGGAGCGAGGAGAUCCGGGCGGGGUAUGCUCCCCGAUGGCACCUGCACCAGGCUCCCGGGCGGUGCAGGCAGCCACAGCGGCGGCAGCCACAGCGGAGCCAGCGGCGCUUUGGAGGAGGCGGCGGCGAGGGGCAUGGACUCGGGCGGCAGGAACUCCUCUGGUGCCCCGAACAGCACCCUGAGCGAGUCCCAGGGCAGCGCCAUCCUCAUCUCUUUCAUCUACUCUGUGGUGUGCCUGGUGGGGCUGUGUGGCAACUCCAUGGUCAUCUACGUGAUCCUACGCUAUGCCAAGAUGAAGACAGCCACCAACAUCUACAUCCUUAACUUGGCCAUUGCAGACGAGCUGCUGAUGCUUAGUGUUCCCUUCCUGGUCACUUCCACCUUGCUGCACCACUGGCCAUUUGGCUCUCUGCUCUGCCGCCUGGUGCUCAGUGUGGAUGCCAUCAACAUGUUCACCAGUAUCUACUGCCUGACUGUGCUCAGUGUGGACCGCUACAUCGCUGUGGUGCACCCCAUCAAGGCGGCCAGGUACCGCCGGCCCACCGUGGCUAAGAUGGUCAACCUCGGUGUUUGGGUGCUUUCCAUCCUCAUCAUCCUGCCCAUCAUCAUCUUCUCCAAUACAGCAGCCAACAGUGAUGGAACGGUGGCUUGCAACAUGCUCAUGCCAGAGCCCACCCAGAGGUGGCUGGUGGUCUUUGUGGUCUACACCUUUCUGAUGGGCUUCUUGCUACCAGUGGUGGCCAUCUGCCUCUGUUACAUCCUCAUCAUUGCCAAGAUGCGCAUGGUGGCCCUGAAGGCUGGCUGGCAGCAACGCAAACGCUCGGAGCGCAAGAUCACCCUCAUGGUCAUGAUGGUGGUGAUGGUCUUUGUCAUCUGUUGGAUGCCCUUCUACAUUGUGCAGCUGGUCAAUGUCUUUGUAGAGCAGGAUGACGCUACCAUCAGCCAGCUCUCCGUCAUCUUGGGCUAUGCCAAUAGCUGUGCCAACCCCAUCCUCUAUGGCUUUCUCUCAGACAAUUUCAAGCGAUCCUUCCAGAGACUGCUCUGCCUCAGUUGGAUGGACAAUGCUGCAGAGGAACCCAUUGACUACUAUGCCACUGCCCUCAAAAGCAGGGCAUACAGCGUGGAGGACUUUCCCCCGGACAACUUGGAGUCAGGGAGCAUGUACAGGAAUGGCACGUGCACCUCCAGAAUUACUACGCUCUGAGGAAGCAUUCUUGCCCCCUGCCCCACCACCCCCCAGCAGGAGGGUGAGCGGAGCCAGUCUGUGGCAUGGGGAGGCUGGGAGGGAGGGGGUUUUGAUCCAGCCUACUAACAGCAGUGUUUGGGAGAAGAGGAAGAAAAGAAAACCCCAUGUCCUUGGUGUGCUGCCCCAUUCCCCUUGCCUCCUUUGAAACUGGGUGCAUUUGCUGAUGCUUUGACACCCCCUUAGUAAACUGCCAUGCAUAGCAUCUGGCAGCCAGGCUCUGCUAGCCCUGUCUGUCUGACAAGCAGGUCCAACAACAACUCUCCCCUUCUGUACAGGUCCCCUCUCCUUCCCAUAGCUGGUGAGACCCCCUGCCACUGAGCAGAGCCUGCUUCAGGUCGGGUUCAGACCCCCUUGACCAGUAGCAAACCUGCCCAGCAUCCAUGGGUAGGCACCUGCCAGUCAGAGAGCAGAAAAGCUGGGAAAGGUCCCUCCUGAACACAUCUGCCCUCUCCCAGAAAGCAGUCUCUCCCUGUUUCCCCAUGAGGAAAAAAAAAAAAAAAAAAAAAAAAAAAAAGGGAGCAAAAAGGCUCCAAGAAAAGGAGCAGCUUUUGCUCUGCAGACAGCUCCCACCUUCCUGGGGCUCAGGCUCUGUGCUGCGAUCACAGGCAGCAAAGCAGAAAAGCCCUUCAGAAAGGAACCUGAUUGUUGAUUGUUGCAGUGCCUCAGAACUCACAGCAGGAUGCCAGUAACAGGAGGUAAUGGAUCUGUGACCCACGGGGACAGAGCUGGGGGCAGGAGGAAGCCUUGUGCUGGGAGAGGUGCAAGUGCGUUCCUCCGCGUGAUGGAAUGUGCAAGUAAUAAAGUUUUAGGGGAGCACUAGACUGUAAAGUUAUUGUCUUGCACUGCUCCACUGGCCAUGAAACAGUGAUGAAGGGACUGAGACAGUUUUCAAUGACCUGAGUGGCCACAAAGUCACUUUAACUGACAUGGAAAAAGGGGAUUUUAUUCAAAAUCUCCACCAGGCUCUUAAAUAAAUACUUGACAGAAAAGUAGCUGUUUGACAAUAGCUAUUAGCCUAGCUCCAGUUUCUUCUGUUGCACUAUAAAGAGGGUUUCAUAAGUUGCCAAUGUAAUAUACUGGCCCAGAGCUUCAAAAUGUUUCAUUUCUGAGAAGCGUUGGUUUUAGUGUGUCAGAUGUCUUUUUAUUUGAUUUUUUUAUUCUUGUUACUGUGCUGUGAACGUGUUUCUCUGAAGCAAUUUAUGCUGUGUACUUAUGUCUGUGGUGACUACCUGCAAGAGUGCUUUUAAAAGGGGCAAUGCUCAAGAAGGCUUCUUUUCAGAGAAAAAGGUUGUGACUUUUUCUAAUUCUUUCAUCUACAUUGUCUCUCCCUGGAAAAACUUUCUUGAAUUUUCCCUUUUUUUCCUCCUCUGAAACAAUACUUUUCCCAUAAACAAAUGAGGAUUUACUGUUUGAUAAAUGACAGCUGAUUAAACAAACCCUCUCUCCCUCCUCCCCUCAUCCCAGCCGCACACACCAGGAUGAACCAUGUUGAAACAAGCAGCUCUGUCAGUUUGUUUUCUACCACCUGUAUUGACAGUAUCAUACAGUGGCAGGUGUCCCAGUAGCUGUGACAAAUCACUUUUCCAGCUCAGUGCUGUGGUGGUAUUAAUUAUAACUGCUGAGAGUUUGAAGCAAGGGAUUGGGAAAAAUCCUGGGUAGCAGCACACCCGUACCCUGCGCUGGUAGAAGCGCACGCCAUGCUGAGGGUGAGGCUGGCGGUGGAAGCAUCCAGUACCUGGUGGUGGACAUACUGCAGGUUCUUGUUAAACGGUACCUUUAACUUCGCUCAGCAGCAGUAACCAGGAGACUACUUUGUGCAUUUCUUUCACCAAAAAUUAGGUACUGUUAAAUGAAUGUAUAAAUUUAGUAUUUCAAAGUUGUUUGAUUCAAAGCCCAUUGAAAUGAGAGAAGAAAUACUACUUCAUUUCAGUGGACUCUGAGUCAGCCCUGUUUAGUUCCAAAAUUGCUGAUGUGGAAGCUGUUACAUACUUAUUAAAACAUUUUGUGAAAAGCUUUAA
This is a messenger RNA of Lagopus leucura (white-tailed ptarmigan), 3284 nucleotides long. It is a transcript of the gene SSTR1, whose product is annotated as somatostatin receptor 1. Gene Ontology annotation, molecular function: neuropeptide binding; somatostatin receptor activity. Gene Ontology annotation, cellular component: membrane; neuron projection. The record is from RefSeq and is a predicted model, not a curated record. The coding region runs from base 46 to 1224 and encodes 392 amino acids. The transcript has a single exon. NCBI's taxonomy places the organism in Eukaryota, Metazoa, Chordata, Aves, Galliformes, Phasianidae. Gene Ontology annotation, biological process: cellular response to estradiol stimulus; neuropeptide signaling pathway.